Messenger RNA from Suillus fuscotomentosus, 660 nucleotides. RefSeq lists its product as uncharacterized. NCBI's taxonomy places the organism in Eukaryota, Fungi, Basidiomycota, Agaricomycetes, Boletales, Suillaceae. The transcript is spliced from 4 exons. The record is from RefSeq and is a predicted model, not a curated record. The coding region runs from base 1 to 660 and encodes 219 amino acids.
AUGACGAGCACUUCCGACAACUCAUCCUGGAAUGGCUCAGCCUCUACUGGCCAUUGCGCAACCAGAGGCCAGAGAGCCGGAACUAACAAUAAUGACCCACUACCGCAAUUCACACUUUGGGAUGCUGCCAAUGUGUUUGAGUUCGCGACAUCCAGAUUCGCUGCCAUUCGCUGUGCUCUUGGCAAGAGCUACAUGAAGCGCACACCGAAAGUCAAUCAGAUGCUCGGAAGGCACAUCAUUUGGGAAGCACAGAUUGUGGGUCUCGUGGGCAGGCAGCAGGUUGGGUUAUAUCACGAUGAGGAUAUCGCCGAUGCAUUCCUAGCUUGCCCUGCCGAGAAUUUGUCGGCUGACAUAGGGCAGCCGGAAGGUGCAUUGCUGGCGGCUUUACCUACCACCAUGAACCCUCAAGGAGGUCCGCUCAGCAGGCAGCUUCUUGCAGUUAGGGCAGCUGCAGCACGUGCCACAGAUGAAGUUCGCCAAUUGAUUGAGGACAAGCAGAUCGAGGCCGAACUCGGUGCCAAGUCUCUCGGCUGCCAAGAGGACCUCAAUAUCGGCCAUGCUAUGGAAGCUUCUCGCUGUUUGGAAGCUUUCAAUGUCGGCAAUCACCCUGUGACUUAUAACAUUAUGCAAUAUGUAUCUAAUGACGCUCCUCCAGUGUAG